Molecule: messenger RNA, 1468 nt
Organism: Nannospalax galili (Upper Galilee mountains blind mole rat)
Lineage: Eukaryota; Metazoa; Chordata; Mammalia; Rodentia; Spalacidae
Gene: Hsd17b1
Product: hydroxysteroid 17-beta dehydrogenase 1
Exons: 6
Coding region: 203-1132 (309 amino acids)
Biological process (GO): estrogen biosynthetic process
Cellular component (GO): cytoplasm
Molecular function (GO): estradiol 17-beta-dehydrogenase [NAD(P)+] activity
Source: RefSeq, a predicted model, not a curated record
AAACCAGUGUCCUUUUCUGUGCCUUGACCCACAACAGGGUGGGGAGAGAGGACCUGACCUUGAGAUUACCAGCAGACAAAACAAGGGGGGGGUGGGAACCCCAAGGGGAGGACCACCACAGCAGGGGUGGGGCCAAGCAGGUGAUAUCCUGCCCCAGACAGCCACCAGAGAUCUUAGAGCUCCCAACUCCAGUACCAUCCACAUGGACCGCACUGUUGUGCUCAUCACCGGGUGCUCCUCUGGAAUUGGCCUGCACUUGGCGGUACGACUGGCUUCAGACCGGUCCCAGAGCUUCAAAGUCUAUGCCACGCUGAGGGACCUGAAGUCGCAGGGGCCACUAUUGGAGGCAGCCCAGGCUCGGGGAUGCCCUCCCGGCUCCCUGGAGACACUGGCAUUGGAUGUCAGGGACUCAGAAUCUGUGGCCGCUGCCCGGGCACGUGUGACCGAGGGCCGCGUGGAUGUGCUGGUGUGUAAUGCGGGACGGGGACUGUUUGGGCCGCUGGAGGCGCAUAAGCUGGAUGCUGUGGGCUCCGUGCUGGACGUGAACGUGGUCGGGACCGUGCGGAUGCUGCAGGCCUUUCUGCCCGACAUGAAGAGGCGUCGCUCCGGGCGUGUGCUGGUCACCGCGAGUGUGGGAGGUUUGAUGGGGCUGCCGUUCCAUGCAGUUUACUGCGCCAGCAAGUUCGCCCUCGAAGGUUUGUGUGAGAGUCUGGCGAUUCUGCUGCUGCCCUUUGGAGUCCACGUGAGCCUUAUCGAGUGCGGCGCGGUGCACACUGCCUUCUUCGCGAAGCUGGAGGGCGGCCUGGGUGGGGAUCUUGAGCGCGCCGACGCCCCGACCCGCCGCCUCUUCGCACACUACCUGCGGGGCUAUAAGCGAAUCCUGAGCGAGGCGCAGGACCCGGAGGAGGUGACAGAGCUCUUCCUGACCGCGCUGCGCGCCCCGCAGCCCGCCUUGCGCUACUUUAGUACAGAGCACUUCCUGCCGCUGGCCCGGCUGCGCCUGGAGGACGCCAGCGGUUGCAGCUACGUCGCAGCUAUGCACCGCGAGGCCUUCGCCGGCCUGCAGGUGCAGGAGGAGACGGAGGCACGCAGCCCGGGCCCCCAGGGGACCCCGAGCCCCACGCUUCUUUAGCCGCCGAAAUAAAUAAAGCCUGUGUGGGUCCCAGGCUCCUGCGCGCUCUUUGCCUCCCUCGGUGUGCGACUCCUCCCUCGAAAGUUGGGGUAGGGGUGGCGUCUGAAUUGUGCUGGCCUACAUCGGAUAAAACCAGCCAGGACAAAUUAUGCUGCCGCUUAUAGCACGCAAAAGGGCCAUUAGGGUCUCUGUUUUCUUAUCUUUAAAAUGGGCACAGAAUCUUUUUAAAAAGUGCAAUCUUGAUCUCAUGGAUUGUAGUGAGAGCUGUUAAUCUCGCCGAGUUGCUAAGUGGAGUUUUUUUUUUCCAAUAAAUUAUUAUUAUUAUUAUUAUUAUUA